This is a messenger RNA of Papaver somniferum (opium poppy), 1101 nucleotides long. RefSeq lists its product as uncharacterized. NCBI's taxonomy places the organism in Eukaryota, Viridiplantae, Streptophyta, Magnoliopsida, Ranunculales, Papaveraceae. The record is from RefSeq and is a predicted model, not a curated record. Bases 1 to 1101 code for a protein of 366 amino acids. Gene Ontology annotation, molecular function: RNA-DNA hybrid ribonuclease activity; nucleic acid binding. The transcript has 2 exons. Gene Ontology annotation, cellular component: chloroplast.
AUGAAGACUGCCAGUGAUAUGGUUGACAACAUUUUGUUCUUAGAUGGUUCUUUUAAAAAUUUUAAUAUGGGUUUGGGUAUUAUUUGGUGUGAUAAUGCAGGUAAAAUUAAGGGUUCGCGUGCUAACUUUGGGCUGAUUUCAGAUGCACUGGGAGCUGAGGUAUCUGCUCUCCUUUUAGCUGUCAACUGGGUGCAGGAAAUGAAUUUGUCCAAAGCCCUUUUUGUUAGUGACUGUCUCCAAUUAGUAGACUUUGUCUAUGGAGACUGUGUUGAUCCACCCACCACAAAAGAAGAAGCAAUCCUUCAAGCCAAAACAUGUCUUUCAAUAACUUUAGAAAAACCUCUCAACAAUCCAAGACUUUCAGCUGGAAAGCUCAAGAAACAAAAACAACCCAAACUCCGAGUCGAAAUCCCCGUUUCAAACGACUCCAACGAGUCACUUACUCAACUCGCUUUUGACAUCUUUCAAGACUUGCCUGUUAGAAGAAAAGAUUCACCUAUCAAUCUAUUACUCCUUUGGCCAAACGCCACUUUAACAGAUUUGGCUGCUACAACCUUUUUUAAGCCCCAAUCGUCAAAUCAAACAAUUCAAAACUUAGACAUUUCUUCGGUUUGUAAUACCGAUUCGUAUAACAAAGUUUUGAAUUCAGCUGACGUGACAGUGUUUUUGGUGCCAGAUAAAACAGAAUUAGAACUUAUAAAGAGAAUUAGUGACGGUGUUUAUCCAAAACCUGUGGUGGUUUUUAAUCCAAAAUGGGGGUUUGAAGAAGAAAGUGGUUUUGGUGAGUUAAGUGGCUUUGUGGGUUCGUUUGAAGUAGUUUAUUCAUUUAUGGGUGUAGAAGUAAGAGGACUAUUGAGUAAGAAAAAAGCUGUGGUUUUUCGGAAUGCAAAAGAUGGGGUUUUGAGUGGUGAUAAAUGGCUUGUUUUAGUUGAAGAAGAAGAAGAAGAAGGGAAGUUGAAAGUUGUUACCAAGUACAAGAAAAGACCCACAAUUGGUGAAAUUGAAAAUGUGUUGUACAAUUUGAUGGCUGUUAAUUCGCCCGUUACGAAAUCAGUGAAGUUUUUCAGAGAUUUGGUUUCAAAUGCAAGAGGGAAAAAGUGA